Capsicum annuum is the source of this 955-nucleotide messenger RNA. RefSeq names its product protein AE7. Gene Ontology annotation, biological process: iron-sulfur cluster assembly. The coding region runs from base 243 to 719 and encodes 158 amino acids. Lineage: Eukaryota; Viridiplantae; Streptophyta; Magnoliopsida; Solanales; Solanaceae. The transcript has 6 exons. The record is from RefSeq and is a predicted model, not a curated record.
GUUACGUAAUUUUAAGAACCUCAUGUCCCAUGGAAGGAAAUUUCCCCACAAUUUGACCAAGCCAAUCUCAUCCCAAUAGAUAGAUAAAAGAAAGACAAAAUAAGGGAGUACUAGAAUUAUUAGGUCCCAGAGAGAUAGGAGAUGUUAUUGUUAAUGCCCGCCAACAUCCUCCUUUUUCCACUGCCUAUCUCUUUUUAACCUUAGAUCAGCGAGGGUGAAUCUUGUACAGGUCAGCAUUGAAAAUGGUUUCUGGAUUAAUAAAUGCCAACCCGGUUGUGUAUGAAAAGAAGGAGCGCCGAGUUAGGGGUGCAACAGCUGUUCUGGAUGAAUAUGCAGCUGAACCUAUCGAUCAGCUAGAAAUUUUUGACCAUAUUAGAGAUAUAAAAGAUCCAGAGCAUCCCUAUUCUCUGGAAGAGCUGAAAGUUAUUACUGAAGAUGCCGUUGAGGUGGAUGACGAGCGAAGCUAUGCAAGGGUUACAUUCACGCCUACCGUUGAACAUUGCAGCAUGGCAACUGUUAUUGGAUUAUGCUUGCGUGUGAAGCUUAUGCGAAGUUUGCCUUCCCGUUAUAAGGUCGAUAUUAGAGUAGCACCUGGGACUCAUGCUACGGAAGCUGCAGUAAAUAAGCAGUUGAAUGAUAAAGAACGCGUAGCUGCAGCACUGGAGAACCCUAACCUUGUCGACAUGGUUGACGAAUGCCUUGCUCCAUCUUAUGCAUGAGGAAGCUUAUGGAAGAUUCAGCCUGAUCAAAGGCUUUUUUCCUCAAGCAUGUUAUAUUGCCUGUUAGUGUUGUGAUUGUUUUUAGACCUCUUUUGCUUGGUUUUUAAUUAAUUCAAUAAAAUGUUUAAUCUGCUAUUUUCCCUUUAACUUCUAUGCAGGAGGGUGAUUACACCCAAUUUAAUUCUUUCAAUGAAUAAGCGAUCGAUAUGAAUAUAUAAAUAUAUAAUUAUGCUUAA